GGUGGUCAGAAAAUGUUGCCUGUGGAUAGCGAAAAGCGUUUCAUAGUAGCCUUUUUGCAGUUUCUGCAGAAAAGGAUAAAUUCCGGUCUUUUAGACUCGGACCAUGUUGAGAGCAUCGAAGUUGCUAUUCAGUGUCUGCAGUCUGCCUUCACUAUUCAAGACACGCAGCUUCAGUCAAAGCCUAUCGUCGACCUGUACGAUCUGUUCUGCAAGGAGUUCACCGAAUCACAGGUCUUGGAACCGACCGAAGAACAAAAAGCUAAAGCGGAAGGUUUGAAGACCGAAGGCAACGACUUGAUGAAAGAAGGUCAAUUCACUGCCGCGGUCGAGAAGUAUACGGCGGCCAUCAAGCUGUAUCGCAACCCAAUUUACUUCUGUAACAGAGCCGCUGCCUACAGCAAGCUCGGAAAUCAUGAAAAAGGGAUAGAAGACUGCAAAAUAGCCGUUGCUCUGAGUCCCAGUUACAGCAAGGCGUACGGUCGUAUGGGUUUGGCAUAUUCGGCCCUUGCCCGUUUCCAGGAGGCGUGCGAUGCGUACACCAGAGCACUUGAACUAGAUCCGGACAACGAAGGCAUCAGGAAUAAUUUGGAAAUCGCUCAAGGAAAGCUCGGUGCGGCGGGAAGCAACGCAAGCCAGCAACAGCAGUCGUCGGCACCGGGUGGUGCAGAGUCGUUUCCUAACCCGCUGGCCGGCAUCAACAUCGCAUCUCUCUUUAGCAAUCCCGCGCUGAUGAACAUGAUCACGCAAGUGAUGAGUAAUCCAGAAAUGCAAAACGCGUAA
Soboliphyme baturini is the source of this 780-nucleotide messenger RNA. The record is from the annotation of a GenBank genome assembly. Lineage: Eukaryota; Metazoa; Nematoda; Enoplea; Dioctophymatida; Soboliphymatidae.